Messenger RNA from Phytophthora nicotianae INRA-310, 1070 nucleotides. RefSeq lists its product as hypothetical. The coding region runs from base 325 to 1002 and encodes 225 amino acids. The transcript is spliced from 3 exons. The record is from RefSeq and is a predicted model, not a curated record. NCBI's taxonomy places the organism in Eukaryota, Oomycota, Peronosporomycetes, Peronosporales, Peronosporaceae.
AGAAACUACAGGUUUCUAUCAUACUUUUUUCGCUGCUGGUCAUCGAAAUGUGGCGCGUUCGACUAGCUGAACGACAUCGUCUGCUCCAUCGAAGCCGCAGAUCCAAGCAGCCAAGCGCUUGCUCCCGGUGCCCCAUGUCGACCCUCAUGCCCGCCCCGCGCGCCGCCGUCUGCGUUAUCGGCAAUGAAGUCCUCACCGGAAAGGUCCAGCAAACGAAUCAUUUUAUUCAGUCUUUCUAGAGUCCCUUUACUGCUUCUUCUUAAAUAUCUGUUUACCUUUUAUCUGUAGACGCUGGAUACCAACUCGCACUGGAUCUCCAAGUUCAUGUUCCGUCGGGGCAUCGACCUCAAGCGCGUCGUGGUGAUCCCCGAUGAGGAGGAGACAAUCGUGUCGACGGUGAGAGAUUUGUCGCAAAUGGUGGGCCCCAGUGGCUACGUGUUCACGACGGGAGGCAUCGGACCUACCCACGACGACAUCACCUACGAGAGUGUGGCAAAGGCUUUUGAUCGUGGUGUUGAGUAUCAUACAGCUACACUUAAAGGACUGGAAGAUGCUAUGGCGAACCGUGGAGGAGAAAUGACGGAGGGACGUAAGAGGAUGGCGAUGCUGCCUGCUGGAUGCCAGACGUUGACGACGGAGUUCUGGACGCCUAUCGCUGUUGUCGAGAACGUGUAUAUUUUACCUGGCAUCCCGUCGAUGGUGCGCUCGAUGCUCACGUCGAACGAAGAUCACUUCGUUGGUGUACCCAUCUUCCGCGCAAUCGUUAAAACCAUGAGGUUGGAAGGUGACAUUGCGACUCAGUUGACAGUGGUGCAGAACGCACACCCGAACAUCGCGAUCGGCAGCUACAUCAACCUAACGAAGGACGAGACAGGAGUGCGAGACACGAGCUUCAACACGCGCCUUUCAAUUGAAGGACGCAACGGAGCUGAAGUCAAGGAAGUUAGCGACGAACUCGCGAGUCUCUUCGAUGGCGAGCUCAUGGUUUCUUCCGACAAUUAAAUGCUCACGUCUUUGUGAAUAUCUGAUCUUAGAACCUGAAAAUUUACGUAACCCGAGACAAAUGUUGU